AUGUCUAUCUUCGGAAGCUCAAAUAAGAAUGCACGUGAAGCGCUGCGAAGCUUGGUUGGAGUCUCAACGUUUAUUCCGCCCGAUAAAUCAGCGCCACUGUCACCUAGUGGUCCAGCCGAAGGCAAGGCACCCAUUGGCAAUAGAUUCCAUGAUAUAGUUGACGAGCUAUAUGACGGGUUGAAGAGGAAUGACAAAUUUCUAUCUAGAGAGAAGCUUUAUGCCUUCCUCAGAGAUGUUCAACGCGAACUCUUUAUUAAAAAUCUCGACAAGGAGCAGUAUACAGCGGGAGAGUUCCGUCAUGUGUUGGUAGAAGGUUAUGGCGUCAAUGCAAUUGGGCCGCCUCCAGAGAAAGACCUCUCAAAACCUCUGACCAAUUACUUCAUCAACAGCAGCCAUAAUACAUAUCUGGAUGGCAACCAGCUCUCAUCGACCAGUACUCCAGAAGCUUACAGAAACGUUCUCUUGAGAGGUUGCCGCUGUAUCGAAAUUGACGUCUGGAAUGGAGACCCUGCUCCAAGUCGAGAAAGAUCAAAAUCGCCCCAUCGAGGCCACAGUAGAGGCCUGUCCAGGACGUCCCAGACCAAUGUAGCUAUUGCAAAUGCAUUGGAGAACGUGGAUCAUAAGGUCAAGGCGGCGGCGAACCAUCUUCUAGGGGAAAAGGCUUCUCUUCACUCCCGAAGCCCCAGCACGCAUAGCCGCACUAUGGUGGAAGAAGUGUCCCCAAGAAUAAGCAUCCUAAACUUGCCGGAUACGAAGCAGUCAACUGAUAAGCUAGAGGUAUCCCAGACACAUGCUCCGAGAUCUCCUCGACAUCAUAGUCCCCCAAGAGGCGAGCCAAUUGUGACCCAUGGACACACCCUGACCGUUCCCUGCGGAUUUAGAGAAGUUUGCAUAGCUGUUAAGGAGUCCGCGUUUGAAAACAACGACUUGCCAGUCAUUAUCAGUUUGGAAGUUCACGCCGAUCACGAACAACAAGAGGUCAUGGUGAAGAUCAUGAAAGAGGAGUGGCAAGACCUUCUUGUGACUGAAGCACACGAAGAUUUUGAUCCAAGGUUCCGCCUUCCGAAAUUGCAGGACCUGAAACGGAAAAUUCUGGUCAAGGUGAAGAAAGCUACCGUCACAAUGGAGCCAGUUAGCCCUCGAAAUACGGUGGACAGCACAACACCAGUUAUCUCUCAAACUACUUCGCAGACUACCUCGCAAGUCAUCGGAGACAGUAUGACACAAUUUCCUUCCCAAAGUACUUGGGGGGCAAGCACACCCGACCGUCUUCUCACAGCUCCAGCAGACUCGGAUACAAACUCAUCAGAAAACGACGUAUGCCAGAGCGGCCGACCAAUGCCUCCGGCAAAAUCCGCCUCCGCUCCAGCCGCCCCAAGUAUAUCCCACGACAAGUCUAACACGGGCCGCAUAUGCCAAAGCCUAGGUGAUUUGGCGGUAUACACGCGAAGUGAACACUUCAAGACCUUCGAAGCGAAGGAGGCAAAGCGGCCAGCUCACAUCUUCUCCAUUAGCGAGAAGCGUAUCUUGGAGCUGUAUCAGAGACACCAACGCGAUGUGUUCUUACACAACAAGAAUUAUUUCAUGAGAGCGUAUCCCGACAAGAUGCGAUGGGACAGUUCAAACCUUGACCCCAGCCUGUUUUGGAGACGCGGGGUACAAAUGGCUGCCAUGAACUGGCAAAACACAGAUACGGGCAUGAUGAUCAAUGAGGGCAUGUUUGCAGACGAGAAGGGCUGGGUUCUUAAACCGCCGGGAUACCAAAGCUCCGAUAAGUCGUCCGAAUCCCACGACGAUGCAACGCCCGGAUCUAGAUUAGAUCUCCGCCUCACCAUAUUCGCCGGUCAAAAUAUCCCCACGGAAAGCGACGAUUCGGGGGAUGAACCAAGAAGCGGAAGCGCCAUCCGUCCCUACGUCAAAGUCACACUUCAUGUAGAGAAAUCUGAAUUGGCCACUGGUAAGGAAAUAAGCGAAAGUAACUACAAGAAGCGAAUAGGUGCGGGAGCAACGAACAACCCCAAGUUCCCGGAAUCUAAAAGGCACCUCGAAUUUACUGGCAUAACCAAGGUCGUUCCUGAGCUCAGUUUCGUCCGUUUUCGAAUCGGUGACGACUCCCGCAUGAGCACAUCAGUAUUGGCAUGGGCUUGUAUUCGUCUCGACCGCCUCCGUUCGGGAUAUCGCUUCAUUCCGCUGAUGGAUCUGGAAGGCGCUCCUAUCCCCCGCGGUGCACUAUAUGUCAAAAUUGAGAAAUCACUCGUAUAG
Molecule: messenger RNA, 2262 nt
Organism: Metarhizium robertsii ARSEF 23
Lineage: Eukaryota; Fungi; Ascomycota; Sordariomycetes; Hypocreales; Clavicipitaceae
Product: BcPLC2, phospholipase C
Exons: 3
Coding region: 1-2262 (753 amino acids)
Biological process (GO): lipid metabolic process; phosphatidylinositol-mediated signaling
Molecular function (GO): phosphatidylinositol-4,5-bisphosphate phospholipase C activity
Source: RefSeq, a predicted model, not a curated record